Messenger RNA from Bacidia gigantensis, 750 nucleotides. RefSeq lists its product as uncharacterized. The record is from RefSeq and is a predicted model, not a curated record. NCBI's taxonomy places the organism in Eukaryota, Fungi, Ascomycota, Lecanoromycetes, Lecanorales, Ramalinaceae. Gene Ontology annotation, biological process: response to heat; protein complex oligomerization; protein folding. The coding region runs from base 1 to 750 and encodes 249 amino acids. The transcript has a single exon.
AUGUAUCGUGUCACAGCUCGUAAUGCCCCGCGUGUCUGCAGGGCCUCAUGCGGCGCACCCUCACGUAAUCUAUUCACAGCCACGCCAUUCUUCCCUCACCUUGGUGGUUCACCCUUUGGUGCUGUUGGCAACGAUGUCUUUCGCCUGCUAGAGUCCGCGACAGCCGAUCUUGUACCUCAAGCAUCACGGUCAAGAUAUGUAGCUCGAAGCUUCACACCACGUUUCGACGUUAGGGAAGCUGAAGCCAACUAUGAGCUUCAAGGCGAGCUUCCAGGCUACGAACAAAAGGACCUCGACAUCGAAUUCGUCGACGAACGUACUCUAGUCAUCAAAGGAAAGGUCGCCAACGAAGAAGCACACUCCAACGUCUCUGCCGUUGAAGACAGCAAGCAGAAAGCAGUCACGGCAGAAGACGCAACAAGCGACAACGCAUCAGAAAAGUCAGCCAACUAUCACAAACCGUCUGUUGAAGAAGAAUACAUCGAUGCGGGCGCCGAAGCAGAAGCCGCUACCGAGAAAGCACCUACCUCUAGCGACGUAGCUCAGCCGACAGAGACGAAGCGAGCCGACACCGAGCCAGCCUUCAAAUACUGGGUCUCGGAGCGAUCUUCAGGCCAUUUUGAGCGUCGCUUUUCUUUCCCAGGAAGAGUCAAUCAGAACGAGGUCAAGGCCAGUCUUAGCAACGGCAUCCUGAGCAUUGUUGUGCCCAAGAUUGUUGAGAAGGAAGCUAGACGCAUUACCAUUCAAUAG